Molecule: messenger RNA, 968 nt
Organism: Blepharisma stoltei
Lineage: Eukaryota; Ciliophora; Heterotrichea; Heterotrichida; Blepharismidae
Source: the annotation of a GenBank genome assembly
AUGAAAAUAGCCCAUAAGAGAACUAACUCACUUAAUGAAACUACAUUUUCUAUUAUACAGCCAAUAAAAAAGCAAGAUAUAUCAAUUUUGACCCAAAAUGAAAUACUCACACAGCAUAAAAACGGAAAAAUUGUAAAAAAUGGUACAAAAAUCCCAAAAAUGCAAAAACAUCCUUUUUUGCAAAAACUUGUGCAAAAAAUUAACUGUAAUUUUGCAAAAUUUUUAUGGGUUUUUUGCAAAAAAGCAUUUGUCUUUGCAUUUUUGCAAGUUCUUCGCAUAAAAACCAAUCUCCAAGAAAUUCUUCCAAAAGUUCUCUUCCUUUUCUUCAUAAUAUCCCAAGAGAAAAAGAAGAAAUGCGAAACAGAGAAAAAUCAAUCAGAAAGCAUAUUUUAAAAGAAAUGAGCAAGCUGCAAACAAUUGACAAAGAAACUAUUUCAAGUCGUUUUAUGCAUAUUUCCAGUAAUUCAAUGACAAAUAUUACUCUUCCUCGAGUAAAUUCCAUAAUUUCACCAAUUAAAUGUCUAGGCCUAGAAAAGCCUUUUGAAUCGAUUGCUACAGAAAAAAAAAAUCGAAAGUUUAAACUUUCAUUAAGUCCUAAAAAAGCAAUAAAUUCAAUUAAAAGGUUUGAAAUAAAGCCGAUUUCCCUUUUAAAUAAACUUGAUAAAACGAUUGAGGAUUUUAGUUAUAAAUCAAGUAAUAUCAAUACGGAGCUGAAUCUAAUUGACAAAAUUGGGAAAAGAUUGUCUCUUCCUGAUUUAGAUGAAGUAGAUAAAUAUGAAGUCCCGAUUAAAUACUUAAAAGAUAUUGAAAAAACUAUGAAAGGUGAUUUUCUGCAACUGAUUUUUGAAGAAAAAGAUGCGAGCUAUUCAGCAAAGAUGGCGAAAAAGAAAAAUAUUUGAAGACAGGACAUAAAGCUGCUCAAAAAAGAUACAGACGCAGUUUUGAACUCAGUAAUGAAUAGAAAUUAA